Molecule: messenger RNA, 2752 nt
Organism: Austrofundulus limnaeus
Lineage: Eukaryota; Metazoa; Chordata; Actinopteri; Cyprinodontiformes; Rivulidae
Gene: chtf18
Product: CTF18, chromosome transmission fidelity factor 18 homolog (S. cerevisiae)
Molecular function (GO): ATP hydrolysis activity; ATP binding
Source: RefSeq, a predicted model, not a curated record
GGGAAUUUAUUUAGCAAACGUCGCUGCUACCAAAGCUAAGUGAAAAAUAUUCAUGCAACCAGCGCUUGUAGUCGUUUUCAUACGUCGAGUAAAGUAGCUCAAGUUAAAAUGGACGAAUAUGACGAAAUGUUUGGGAUCGAGGACCACUUCGACGAGCAGUUCGCCGACGAACUCGAAGUUCUGGCUGAGAUGGAGGAGGAAACAUUAAAGCCCGUGAAGCRUCAGAAACAGAGUUCAGGAGAUGACAUCGCCGACAUCGAACACCUGUUGUAUGAUCAUCCCAUCACUCCAAAGGCAAAGCGUCAGAAGCAGGAUGCAGGCGUGGUGAAGCAGCUUUUUAAGGCUUCAGAAAGUCAGGAGYGUACAGUCCCUUCACGGCAUGAUGACAUCACACCUCCGUCCUCCCCUGAGCACUAUGAGCCUUCACAUACCUUCAGGUCUCCUCCUGCUGUGUUGGAUAUUAGCGGCUUGGCUGAAAUCCCAGAGACUCCCAGUCGACCUCUGACAGUACCAGCCUCCCUGCACGUGCUGAAACGACCUCCUUUGGAGGGAGAGUACGUCAGUGUAACAGAUUCAUCUGGGAAUCGGGUUUACCUCAGACAGAAAGAAGACACAGAGACUAAGAUAGUGGAGUCCAGGCUUGUACCGAACGCGUACGGUGCACUGGGGCUCCUGGCAGUGCCAGUAAGAGAGUUGAAAGAACAAGAGGCAGAGCGGCGCCACCAGCAGGUUGUUGAGGAAUCACAGCGACUUACAGAGCUGCUGGACAGCAGCGUGAACGGCAUCUUGGCUGCAUCCGAGGACGCUGAAAACGAAGAGAACGAGGAUCCUGAAGACACAGAGGGACGAGCAUCUCGAUUGUGGGUGGACCGGUUCUCUCCGCGCCACUACACAGAGCUCCUCAGUGACGACUUCACAAACCGCUGUCUGCUCAAGUGGCUCAAGCUGUGGGACACUGUGGUGUUCGGCAGAGAGAGGAAGUCCCGCCCCGCUCGCUCCGACAGACAAGCUGCCAAUCAGAACUCCUUCAAACCCAAUCAAGGGAAUCAGAAUCCAAAUCGCUUCAAGAGUAAGAUUGAGAUAACCGAGGAGCUCCUGGAGGCUGAGCUGGAUCAGUACAAACGACCCAAGUUUAAGGUGGCGCUGCUGUCUGGUCCUCCCGGUUUAGGGAAGACGACUCUGGCUCACGUCAUAGCAAAGCAUGCUGGGUACAACGUGGUGGAAAUCAACGCCAGUGACGAUCGCAGCGCAGAGGUCUUCCAGAAACGCAUCGACACGGCCACACAGAUGAAGUCCGUUCUAGGAGCCCACGAGAGGCCGAACUGCCUCAUUAUCGACGAGAUCGACGGAGCACCUGCGGCUGCCAUCAACAUCCUGUUGGCGGUUCUGAACAGGAAGGACGGACACGGCGGAGAGGCAGCGACAGAGGCUGCGAAGAAGAAAAAGAAGAAGGAUCCCAUCUUGCUUCGGCCAAUCAUCUGCAUCUGCAACGACCUUUACGUUCCGGCUCUCAGACCUCUCAGGCAGCAGGCCUUUCUCCUGUCUUUCCCUCAAACUCAGCCUUCCCGCCUCACUCAGAGACUUGCAGAGAUCUCCCUACAACAGGGGCUCAAAGCAGACACGGGCGCUCUGAUGUCGCUGUGCGAGAAAACGGACAACGACAUUCGCUCCUGCAUCAACACGCUGCAGUUCCUCCACGGUCGCGGCCUCAAGCAGCUGGACUCCAGAACYGUUCAGAAUGUCUCUGUUGGACAGAAGGACCAGAACAAAGGCUUGUUUCAUCUGUGGCAGGAGAUCUUCCAGUUACCACGKACUAAAAGGAAACGUAUCGGGGAGGGCUUCGAGGAGGCGCCCGGCUCAGGAAGUGGAGCUCAGAGGUUUCAGCACGUUUUACACUUGGCCUCAUCCAGCGGAGAAUUCGAAAAGGUGUCUCAGGGGCUGUAUGAUAAUUAUUUGUCCAUGCGAGUGAGGGAUCCCCACCUGCACGGCGUGUGUGAGGCUCUGGAUUGGCUCACGUUCUCCGACAGGCUGAACCAAGUGAUUCUGCACGGACAGAACUUCUCUCUGAUGAGAUACCUGCCCUUCCUGUCUGUCGCCUUUCACUUCCUGUUUGCUCACACGAGCGUGCCACGCAUCAGCUAUCCCCACAGCCACCAUGAGGCUUCGUCCCGCCUCCUCAGCUGCAGGAACGCUUUGUCCACCAUGUUGGCUGAAAUCCCAGCGAGCGUGCGCGUGAGGAUCAGCCACCUCAGCCUGAGCCUCGAUAUUCUCACUUUGCUCCUCGACAUCAUCUGUCCCAAACUACGACCCGUGAAUCCGCAGCUGUUCAGCAGCAGAGAGAAGGAACAGAUGCACGAGCUGAUCGACACCAUGCUGGCCUACAAUCUCUCGUACAGGCAGGACCGCACACCUGAGGGGCAGUACACAUACGUGCUGGAGCCGCGUGUCGAGGAGGUGGCGUGGUUCCCCGGCCUGCCGCCGCGCCGCCAGCUGACCUAUCAGGCCAAACAAACCAUCAGCAGAGAGAUGGAGCAGGAGAAGAUGAGGAGAGCCGAGCAAACGAUGCUGCAGAGGAACCCCGCGGUGAGAGAAGAAGGAAAGAAGAGCGCUGGACCAAAACCGAGCAGGAACCACCAGCAGAGGCUGGAGAGUAUUGUGAAACAGACCACAGUGCAGACCAGGCCUGAGGUGGACUUCUUCGGUCGAGCKGUUGCCCCCAAACCUCAGCGAGCUCAGCCGUCCUCGGACACAG